AUGUCGACCAAUGCGAAUUGGCAUCGACGAUAUGCUGAACUUCUGCUGCGUAAUUCGGCGCAGACCCUGCAUAGCAACUCGUCUUUGACCUUGGCAGAAUUCUGCGCUCAGUUCACCGAACAUAACAUUAGAUGGGAGACCUUGGGCCUCUUUGCUCUGGCGGUGAUUCGUGCCUCGUAUGAUGUGCCAUAUUUCGCACCGUUGUAUUCGAAGGACAAUGGCAUAUAUGAUCUUCGAAAGCGAUGCUUCCGUGUCGCAAACUGUGCUCUCGAGAUAGCCUUGUCGUUGGACCAGCUCAACGACCUGCAGCUAGUACUUCAGUACGAAAACCUCAUCGUUCAUUCGUACAUAGCAGGCGAUCAGAGCUAUCAGUAUUGGAGACGACUUGGGGAUGGAAUUGCGUCAAUCUUUGCUCUCGGGUAUCAUCAGACCAACGGUCUGGAGCGGAAUGCCCCUGUUUUUCUCCAAGAGCUGCGUCGCACUGCAUUCGCGCGAAUCUUCUCCGCCGAUAAGAAUAUGGCCAUUUUCCUCGGUCGACCUCCGCGGAUGCCACGCCAUUUCUGCGACUUUCAGAUCCCAUCGGCUCCUGCGGGUACCAGCCACUGGGCUCUGUCUUCAGACCCAGGUGAAAUCACUCCCGAUUGGAGCCCAGCAGCUGUCCCCUCCUAUGUGGCUGAGUCACGGUGGUCGGCGUUGUGUGCAAGCCUGAAGGAAGAUAUCUUAUACCUGCAACGCGACAGGAAGAGCGACCAGUUCCAGCAGCAAGUCCGCAUUAUACAAGCACAAGCUGAGAAACUGUGGGAUGAGCUCCCGCGACAGUUCCGGUUGGAGGGAAGCCUGAAGGAGACCACAAAGGACGGAUUUGAGAGGGACUCUCUCGCCAGCUUCCAGCUCAAUCACUUGCAUGUCCUGUUUCUUCUUCGCCUUGUGGUCCUACCCUCUCCUGCCACCCCCAGUCAGGAGCUUGUAACCCUCGCCGAGCAAAUUUUGGCCACUGUUGUCGCCUUAAUAAUGCUGCGCGACCAGCUCACAAAUUCGGGCACAAGUCUGAUGUGGAAGAUCGUGCAUUAUGGCCUUCCUGCCGCGGGCAUCAUUCUCUUAGCCGUGUUGAACCAACGUUGUUCGUCCGCUCCGGUCCCGGCCCCUCAUCCACGGGCGAUCCAGAACCUGACUGUUUUGGCUGCGGAGCUGUCAGGUGGAUCAGUGGUGCAACUGCAAGACCCUAAUUACGAUCUGAUUUCCAGGGCAUUGUCCACGAUCCACAACAUGCUGGAUUCAAUUACAGCGGAUGCACUGCGGGGACCGGGAGCGCCGUCUCCCCGCACCACGACCCUGGCCGACUGGGAAGGAUUUCAAAGCCAGCUCUCGUGGGACCUGGACCUUGGGUUCUGGCAGAAUCUGGCCGAUACCCCAUUUUUGGGAGACUAA
This is a messenger RNA of Aspergillus fijiensis CBS 313.89, 1428 nucleotides long. Its product is annotated as fungal specific transcription factor domain-containing protein. Gene Ontology annotation, cellular component: nucleus. The transcript is spliced from 4 exons. Lineage: Eukaryota; Fungi; Ascomycota; Eurotiomycetes; Eurotiales; Aspergillaceae. The coding region runs from base 1 to 1428 and encodes 475 amino acids. The record is from RefSeq and is a predicted model, not a curated record.